Messenger RNA from Pygoscelis adeliae (Adelie penguin), 1801 nucleotides. RefSeq names its product chromosome unknown open reading frame, human CXorf23 (gene BCLAF3). The transcript has 7 exons. Gene Ontology annotation, biological process: positive regulation of transcription by RNA polymerase II. The record is from RefSeq and is a predicted model, not a curated record. NCBI's taxonomy places the organism in Eukaryota, Metazoa, Chordata, Aves, Sphenisciformes, Spheniscidae. Gene Ontology annotation, molecular function: DNA binding; transcription coregulator activity. The coding region runs from base 35 to 1801 and encodes 588 amino acids. Gene Ontology annotation, cellular component: mediator complex.
GCUUUAAGAAACUCAUAUAAACACGUGAGAGAAGAUGACAAGAUCUAGAUCAAGAUCACCACGAUGGAAACCAAGGUCCUUAUCUCCGACAUUUAGGAGUCCAGAGCACCAUAGGCAAAGGCAUGCUCAUAUUAAUUAUGACUGUGAAUAUAAAAGCUUUCGUAAGGACCCAAAGAAACCUAUGCCUUGGAGAACAGAAGAUGAAAAAUACGGACAAAGCAAUUCCAGGUUUGCACCUCAUGGAAAUAACCACCAGAGAAUAUAUGAACGUAGAUCACCUUCACCAAACCUGAAAAGAAUUCCCAUGGAAGAUACUUACAGUCAUAAGCCCUAUAGAACACAUUCGUCUGAAAGAACUGAAAGCAAUAGGAGAUGCCAGUUACCACCAAAAUACUCGGAAAUACCAUAUAAAGAGCAUGAUCGUCCGUUUUACCAACACAAAAUGGAAGAAAGAUACAUGUUUGAGCACUACAAAGUCACUGGAAAUGAAAAAGGAAUGAAACCUUUUCAUAGACCGUUAGGGGCUUCAUGUAAACUUGAAAGAAAAUGGCAUGAAGAUGACUUGAGGCACCAGAGGUUACAUGAAGAGAAGUACGGUCAGUCACCCAGAAGAAUUUCUGAUGAAUUUACGGCAAGGAGCUCUUUACAGAAGAGGUAUCCUGAAGAUCACGAUUACAGAGAAUAUGGGCACACGUCUAAAAGGGCUAAAGAAAUGGAGAGGUAUGACGGUGGAGAAGUAGCAAGAAAUUCCAAGUGGAAGCAAGAACGUUCUUUUCCACCCUACCAAGAAAAGGAGGAGCAAAGAAAUCUGGGUGCCCAGUCCCACCGAUCGGCUGAAAGGGAGUACUCGGAGGGUUUUGUCACAAAGAUAGCCUAUGAGUACAGUCACAAACGACGCAGGCAUCCAGAUGGGGAAAAGGCUUUUUCAGAUGAUAGAGCUCAGAAGUAUGUGAAGCAGGAAGACCAGAAAUACGGUUCUUCUAAGGGUGCCCGGAACAGCAAAGAGUUAGAUUACUUUAGCGGUGGAAGAGCGAGAUGGACUGAAGAAGGGCAUGUCGAAGUACCUGUUAAAUAUAGUUCAAAGAAGGGCUGCGAUGCUUGUAUUAACUCUUCCAAAAUGGAUGUUGAUCUGAGAUCUUUUAAAAACAAACCGAAGGAAAGAGUAAGGAAAGAAGGGGAAUUCAGGAAAAAAGUAGAUUCCUCCGAUAGCCAGCAUGAUUCAAGUCAUACUGUUUCAGAUGUGAAAAUGUCAGAUGUCAACUGUAGGAGGGAACGUCUCACAAUCAAAGUGGAUAUGAAGAAAAUGGUGACGAAGUACAGGACUGCUUCUAGUCAUACUACAGAGAGACAGAUGUCACAUGAUCUGGUUGCUGUUGGCAGAAAAAACGAAAAUUUUCACCCGGUGUUUGAGCACAUGGAAUCUGUAACACAAAAUGUUGAAAACGACCCAUCAAGAGAAUUUACUCAGGAAAUAAUCACAAUUAUCCAUCAAGUUAAAGCAAAUUAUUUUACAUCUUCUGACAUAACUCUACAUGAACGGUUCUCAAAAAUUCAGGAUAAACCAGUUGCAAAUAUGAAUGAAGUUAAAAUACGUUUGGAUCCAGAAAUUCACAGGAGGAUAGACAUGUCUCUAGCAGAACUUCAGAACAAACGAACCGUGCCAUCUGAAUCUCCCCAGAACAUUAUAAGAGUGUUAGAAGAUCCAAAUGAUCUACGGCAUGAUAUAGAAAGGAGAAGAAAAGAGAGACUGAAGAAUGAAGAUGAGAGAGUGUUUCAUGUAGAUGGUGUAACUCCAAGGUAA